Molecule: messenger RNA, 8317 nt
Organism: Coregonus clupeaformis (lake whitefish)
Lineage: Eukaryota; Metazoa; Chordata; Actinopteri; Salmoniformes; Salmonidae
Product: signal-induced proliferation-associated 1-like protein 3
Exons: 23
Coding region: 453-5657 (1734 amino acids)
Biological process (GO): activation of GTPase activity; establishment of epithelial cell polarity; regulation of small GTPase mediated signal transduction
Cellular component (GO): Golgi apparatus; plasma membrane; cytoplasm
Molecular function (GO): GTPase activator activity; protein binding
Source: RefSeq, a predicted model, not a curated record
GUCGCGAGCGGGGAUAGAACAAGCUGUCGACUAUUGGUCAAUGAAUGUUUCUCCUAGGAUUGGGGAUUUAUAAAGGUAUAUCAGUUCGUUGAACGUCGAUAGGCAGCAGAGCUGUGAUAGAGAGACUUCCCCCGUCCCCACCUCACUGACCCCCUGUUCACCUGUGAGUCGACACACACAAGGACCACGCCCGAUUCACCUGCACAGCUGACGCCUGGAGGAGAUCAGCCCAGAGCCUGAGAGAAGAGAAGACUGCCUACUGUGUAACUGGGCCUAUGACCAGCAGUGUCCUGCUCUCCCAUUGAAAGCGAUGUUUGUGGGAGGUGGAGGCCGCAGCAUCAGCAGAGUGUGUGUGGGGCCCCUCUCCCUCUCCCCUACCCCCCACCCUGGCCUGGGAUGCCAGCUCCCUGCCCCCCUGCCUGCUGUCCUGCCCUGAGCUCAACUGGGGCGCCAUGAACACCUACAAAGAUAGAGGGGUCACCUGCACCUCCUCAGACCUGCUGGAGAGGGGCGGAGGGGGAGGAUCCCUCCUCACACAACAUGCCGCCUUCCACCUCACCCCCAACGGCCACCCUGCCCCCUCCUCUGAUCCAGCCACCCAAUCCCGUGUCUCCGUUCCCAAGAUGGGCGUCCGCGCCCGAAUUGCUGAGUGGCCGCCACGCCAUGCGCAAUCCAGGGAGUCGCUCCUGGAGAACGGGCAAGGCGGUAAUCACCACGGAGAUGACACUUCCACGACGACCUCCUCCGUUUCUUUCCCCAUCUCGGAGGUCGGGCUGGUGCGGGGAGGAGUGGCUCGUUUACCAAGGCGACGCACUAAGGACGUGGAGUUCCGUGGUGGGUACGGGGGGGAAAGAGGAUCUCCUGUAGGCCUGCGUGCCUUCCCCCCGUUACGGCAGCGCUCCAACAGCGAGGUGACUCUGAGCGAGCAGGAUGAGAACGAGGUGGAAGGUCGUGGAGGUGCUAAUCUGUUCCGGGAGUACGGCAGCACCUCCUCCAUCGACGUGCAGGGCAUCCCCGAGCAGAGCUUCUUUGACAUGCUCAGCCAGUUCCACCAGGAGAGGCCCGACCAGCGCAGCACUGCCCCCGUACGCCUACUGCACACCCCCAACUCCCCUCCCUCUGCACCCGUCCCCACAGGCCACUCCCCCACCCCCAUAUCCCGGGGGGAGGAUGGAGGGAUGGGAUGGUCAGAGAACAGGUUGAGGAAUAAGAGCGGGGGGACAGAGUCGUCUCUGGGGACGUCCUCUCUGUUCCGGAAGCUCCGCAGCUCCAGCAGAGGGGAGCUGGACAGAGGGGAGGCGGGGGAGGACGGGGGAGGCCGUAACUCUACAGAUACCCCCUACAAAACCUGGGUGUGCCCCAAGAGCUUUGUCCACUACGACGCCCAGAGUGUCCUGUUUGACCUACAUGAGGCGGCUGCUCAGCGCACCUACGUAGCCAAGCGGAGGAACACUGCCACCGGGGCAUCGGCGGCCUCAGUCUCCCUGGCUGUGUCACGUUCCUCAACUCUGAGUGGGUUGGACGCUACCUACUCCAGCGUUGAGGACCUGACGCUAGGCCUCGACCCCACCGCGCCCACACCCUCCCUGGGCAUGGACACUCUGGACGGCCCCCCCGGAGGCCCCAGCUCCAGUCCUCUCCUCCUCAGCUGCCCCCACUUCCGCAACGAGACGGGGGGCAAUGGGGAGCGCAACGUCAGUUUCCUGAGCUCCUCGGCUGAGCAGGGAGGGGAGGGGGGUGCGGGUGACAUGGUGAGGGGCACCCUUCGGCGUAGUAACGCCAGUGUGUCGGUGGUGGAGGUUCCCAUAGAGCAGCAGGUCACCAGAAUGGAUAGACUGAAACUCUAUAGCAUAGAGCACGUGGAUCUGGGGGCGCGGUACUACCGAGACUACUUCCACGGGAAAGAGCACUCAAACUACUUUGGGACGGACGAGAAGCUGGGUCCGGUUGCUGUGAGUAUCCACAGGGAGAAACUGGAUGACACUAAAGACCUGAAGGACCAGUACCAGUACCGCAUCAUCGCCAGAACCAGUGAGCUGGUGACGUUGCGGGGGUCCAUCCUGGAGGAUGCAGUGGCCUCCACGGGGAGGCACGGCACGGUGCGCGGUCUCCCCCUGAAGGAGGUGCUGGAGCAGGUGGUCCCGGAGCUCAGUGUGUCCUGCCUGCGCCUGGCUCUCAGCACGCCCAAGGUCACCGAGCAGCUCCUCAAACUGGACGAACAGGGGCUGAGUCAGAAGCACAAGGUGGGGGUGCUGCUGUGUCGGGCAGGGCAGAGCACCGAAGAGGAGAUGUAUAACAACGAAGAGGCCACGCCCUGCUUCUCCGCCUUCAUGGACCUGCUGGGGGAGCAGGUGUGCCUCCGAGGCUUCACCAACUACGCCGCCCAGCUGGACACCAAGACUGACUCGACGGGCACCCACUCCCUGUACACCACCUACCAGGGCUAUGAGGUCAUGUUCCACGUCUCCACCAUGCUGCCCUACAUGCCCAACAACCCCCAGCAGCUCCUGAGGAAGAGGCACAUAGGGAACGACAUCGUCACUAUAAUCUUCCAGGAGCCGGGAGCGCUGCCCUUCACCCCUCAGAACAUCCGCUCCCACUUCCAGCACGUGUUCGUCAUCGUCCGCGUGCACAACCCCUGCUCUGACAACACCUGCUACAGUGUGGCUGUGACGCGUAUGAAGGACGUGCCUCCCUUCGGCCCACCCAUCCCCAGCGGGGUGAUGUUCCGCGACCCUGAAGCCUUCCGCAACUUCCUCUUGGCCAAGGUCAUCAAUGCAGAGAGCGCUGCGCACAAGUCUGAGAAGUUCCACACCAUGGCCACGCGCACGCGACAGGAGUACCUCAGAGACUUAGCCGAGAAUUGUGUGAGCAGUACGCCGCUUGACUCCGCGGGCAAACUCAACAACCUCAUCUCGCUGGCGUCGAAGAAGAGAGAGCGGGCGCGGGCGAGAGAGGGGGCAGAGUUGGGAGCGGCCGGGGCGGUGGCGUGGCGGGUGCUGGCCCAGGACUUCAGUGGCGGCGGGACGGAGAUCUCCUGCGCUCUGGGCGUGUCGGCAGAGUAUAUCCUCCUGGCAGACUGCAACACCAAGGAAGUGGUGUUCAACUGCUUCUGCGCCGACGUGAUCGGCUGGACGCCAGAGAGGCUGGCGCUGAAUAUCUUCUAUGGGAGAGGAGACCACAUCGCCGUCAGAGUCCCCGAGGGCUUUGCUCAGGACAUCAGGGAGGUGGUGCAGAGGUUAAAGGCGCUGACGGUGGGCUGUGAGACAGUGGAUAUGACUCUGAGGAGGAACGGCCUGGGACAGCUGGGGUUCCACGUCAGUCUGGACGGCACCGUGGCUGAGGUGGAGGAGUACGGCUUUGCCUGGCAGGCAGGGCUGAGGCAGGGCAGCCGGUUGGUGGAGAUCUGCAAGGUUGCCGCGGUAACCCUGACACACGAGCAGAUGAUCGACCUACUGAGGACUUCAGUCACCGUUAAAGUGGUGAUCAUACCGCCAUACGAGGAGGGAGGGCCCCGCAGGGGCUGUACAGAGGAAUAUGAGAUGAAGAACAUGGAGCAGAAGCCAGAGGCUGAGCCUGUGGCAGCAGGGUAUCGGCCCUCCCCUCGCACCCCUGCCUGGCGCUGGGACAGCCCCCCCACCCCUCAGCGCUGGACCCCUAUGGGCCCCCCACCACCCCAACCCCGCUCACACAAAGCCGUUGUCAUGCCUGUCCAAUACAGAGAGCCCCAGCACCUCUCCAACAAGAGGCCGGUGAGUUUCCCUGAGAACCACUACAGCCUGUCCCUAGCGGGGGGCGACAGAGUGCUGCCCUACAGGAACCCCUCAGCCAGCUUCUCCUCCCCCUCUGGCCUGGGGGGCAUGGCGGCCCUGGGGGGCCCCAUACUCAGUGGGCCCUUCGUACGCUACAAACCCUCACCUGACAGGUACGGUUCAGCCCAGCGUCCCCUGCUGGCCUACGAACCUCAUCUCAGUCUGGACAUCACCUCUAGUGGAGAGUCCUCCUCGGGCUUCACCAGCCAGGAUAGCACUAUGGAGCGCUGCAAGACAGAGCCCCUAUGGCAUGUCCCAGUGUCAUCAUCUCGGGGGCCAGGAAGAGGAGGGGGGCAGAGGAGACCCAACCGACAGGACGUCCCAGGGAAAGACUCCCCCAACAGACACUCAAAGGGUGAGACCCAGUACUCCAGCCACUCCAGCAGUAACACUCUCUCCAGUAACGCAUCCAGCAGCCACAGUGACGAGCGCUGGUUCGACGGGGCUGGGGGGGAGAGAGGAGGCCCGGGGGUGUCCGGGGGUUGCCUAGGCAACUUGGCCGAACCUGACCCCCUCAGUAAGGGCGGGUCCAGCGAUAGCGGCAUCGAUGCCCCCACCCUCUACAACACCAAGCCUGCCGGUCGCCACGGAAACCAGUCCAGCCAAUCACAGAAGCUCUCUGAAGUGAGGGGCAACGGAGUCGAGGGGCGGAGACUAGAGUCGUCGCCUGUAUUACCUGCCAAUCAGAACAAAGGAUACCGCACACGCACCUUCCCUCCUCCUGGAUGCAACGUGGAGAAGCCAGACUCAUUCAAACCCAGGGCCUGCUACACACCCCAGGGUUACAAGACACCUGCAGCAGAGAAAUCGCGGCCGGUCCGAGCCGCCACAGUCACACCCAACUCUGCUCUACUCCGCUCCACCCCUCUCUCCAGCUCUGCCCCCAAGGCCUUAUACAGCAAGAGCAGGCUGGGCCCCUGGCAACCAGAUGACAACGCCCCCUCCCCUUCAAACACACACACUACCUACAGCUCUGACAGCAACAGCAGCAAGAAGCAGGUGGACGUGAAUUCUAAGAACGUGUUCGGACAGCCCCGUCUCAGAGCGUCGCUAAGGGACCUGCGGUCUCCACGGAGAUCCCACAAGAGCACCGUCGAGGACGACCUGAAGAAACUCAUCAUCAUGGACAACCCUGGAGAGAUGCCACAAAGAGACAUGUCUCCUCGGCACACUCUUCAGCGCACAUUCUCAGACGAGUCUCUGUGCAGCGGGCGCAGGGAUGCCAGCUAUGCCAACUCUGCCCCCCUGUUUGACCAGGGCACUCCCAGCGACCUGCUGUUCACCUGCACCCUGCCCACCCGGCGCCACGCACACUCUGCCAACCACAUGCCCAACAAGAAGGUCCCUAUGUCUGCGUCAGAGCUGUCUCUGACAGAGGUGAGGGAUAAGGUCCCCCCCCUGAGGAGGCUGGACCCGGGGCUCAUGCCCUUGCCUGACACUGCCUGUGGCCUGAAGUGGGCCAGCCUGGUCAACGCUGCCAAAGCCUACGAGGUGCAAAGGGCAGUGUCUCUCUUCUCGCUCACUGAGCCUCAAGUUGGGGUUCCAGACAUGCGGCCGAUCAUCAGUCCAAUCCAGUUCCAAACACCUCAGACUCCACGCACUACCCCCACCUUCAGCGGAGAUGAGGUCCCCUGCGACCUCUCGGGGCGACUGUUUAGCCUAGAGGUGAUGCUGAAGCAGCUCAACACUGACCUGGAGAAGGAGAAGGAGGACAAAGUGCACCUGUUGGCUGAGAUGGCUAACCUGCGGCAGAAUAACCAGCGGCUGCAGGAAGAGAGCCACUCGGCCAGCGAGCAGCUCCGCAAGUUCAGCCUGCUCUUCACCGACCCCCCGCAGAGGAAGUGAGCUCACACCGAACACAGGAAGUGACCUCGGAGAGAGAGUGCGAGAGCGUCCGCAGAGAAGGACGUGUGACCUAAGCCAGAGAACGAUGGAGAGGAGGGAAGAGGUUAGGGUAAAGGUGAUUUAGUGGAAAGACGUAUUGGAAACGCGGCCACAGUGAAUUUCAUGCUGUUGGGAUUGAGUGGGGAAUGGAUUUGUUAGUGGGUCUGGUUAGGCACUGUGAAAUACAUGGGCAGUAGAAAAUAGAAGUUAGGGUGUGACAUUAUGUACAAGAAAAUUAGUAGCUUUAAAGCAUAAGAACCCCCCCCCCCACCUACAUUCUCACGUUCUAUCCCUCACCUGCUGCUUCUGUCACAUUCCAACCACACCACCUCCCUCCUGCCUCUCCUAGAGGGGUGGGAUGGUAGGGGAGAAGAGGAGGACUACCCCUCCACCACUCUGACCUGCUCUGGGGAUAGAGACCUGCCGUUACGCUGCACCACCUAUAACCAGAAACCCUGCCUCGCUCUAGGCUGGACGGACACAGGGACUGCAGAGAACCAAUGGAUCCCCGUUGGCUCAUCUGAAACCGAAUUGCCUAGACAGAAGAGCCUACAAGUAGACACGUCUAUUUUUAAAAACUCAGAUAAGAGAGUCCAACACAGCACAAGCCGACUUUCCCUCAGUCUGUGCACCCAGAGUGAAUCCCUCUCUGUCCCUGCUUGUAGGUUUUUAUUUUUGUAACUGAAGUCUUAUACACUCCUGCGUCAGAGAAAAGCCAAUCAAGAGGAGAGAUUUUAUGAACUGUAGAACACUAGAUCACCCAGAGAGGCCUAAUACUUUUCCUGAAGCGUAUCAGCCAAAUACAAACACGAGCUCUGACUCAAAAAAAGACUCCAACUCCCAGAAUGCUCUGGGAGACGUGUGUUAUAAAAGACAUGGUACUGUAGUUUUGCCUGUGUGAUUCAGCGUAUAGCUUGAACACAUGUAUAUUGUACUGAUAUAACUGACGUAAAGAGGUGGGUGUGUAACUCAUGAAGGUGUGUAGGGUACAGCAAAUACUCAGACAAUGCAUUAUCGCACAAAAUAGCGAGCUCUCGUGAUGUUUUUUUUACCCUUUGUUGAGUGUGUGGUAGGCUGGCACAGGGCAUAUCAGUUAUGAGCAAGCUGUAAUAUGACAAGCUAGUGAUAUGAGACAAGGCAUCUCGUUCAGUUUGAGACAGAAUAUAGUGUCAUAAACUCAAUGAUAGUAUCUCAAUGUUGUUUUUUGGUUAACGAUCAAUGUUAAAGGUAUUUACAAAUAUCUAAGCAGUUUUUUUUUACAAUAUGUAGAAUUAUCAUAUUUAGUGGUUUUUGUUUUGUGUACCAACUGCUAGUACACACAUCUGUGUGCAUUUAGAAAAGACACGUAGAAAUGAUCUCUUAAACACUGUAGCACGUAUGUCAUAUCAGUACCUGUGUCAUGGGACAAUAGCUGUGUGUGUGUGUGUGUGUGUGUGUGUGUGUGUGUGUGUGUGUGUGUGUGUGUGUGUGUGUGUGUGUGUGUGUGUACUAGAAUGAAGGGGUAUUAUACAUACAUUUUGCUGACAUUCCUAGUGUCUGCAGAAUCAAACUCAACAAUUUAUACACAACUGUGAGACCUAGCUAAAUAAUUAAAAAACGUAAGUAACUUAGCUUGUGGUGAUGGGUCUGUGUGAAACGUGUGGCCAUUUUUUUUUUUAUAAUGUCCAUCUGACAGGAAUACACUAAACUAAAUCAACACAUACACUUUCUCCUAACUAGCUUGGUUAUACUCUCUACAGAAACCUUUUUUUCUUACAGAUUUGUGUCUUUGUGUCCAUUGUUUGUAGUGAAUGUGGGAUAAAUGGAGGGGAGCAUGGAGCUGGCAAAAACAACAGUGUGGGUUCCAAUUCGCGCUUGGGCCACAUCCAUUCACUCAAAUUAUAAAAGUCUCUGCUGAAGGACCAUAUUACUAUUUUCGUUCCAGUAAAUGUAACCCCCUACCACAGUUAAGUGCCCUGUCAUCAUAGACCCCCUUUUCAGAAACCCCCUGCCCUGCCUCAACUGGAAUACUGUCUUCCCCUCACUACUCUCAGGACCUUUCACUGACAUCCUCUUUAAGGACUGUACUAUUUAUUUGUAUUUAUUGUUUUGUGUGUGGACAUGUACCUGUAUGGUGUAAACCCUUUGUGGCUGGAUCAGUGGACAUUCACACGCAUAUGGCGCAAAAACACACAAAAUACACUGCCCUCACUCUUUCAAAAGCAUCUGUACGUUUAUGAGAGACAUUACAUUUAGAUAAGAGCAACAUAUACAGACAUCUCUGUCUCCAUUUCUCUUCAUCUCACUCUGUUCUCUGGUAUUUGCUCAUCACUGCCCAUCCAAAGACACUGUUGUAGUCUGCCUCUCUGUGUACUGUAAGCUGCCUCCUCCUGCAGCCAGUUAUAUCAUCUCAUCUUGGGCAAACCAAGAGCAACUCAAACAUAACCCUACACACUCAUGUUAUCACUGAAGCUCUGCAAAUGUGCUGUGAUGUUGAUAUCUGCAAUGUCUUAAUCUUUAUUUUGUUUAUUUGUGUGUGGAGGGGUAUGGGUGUUUAAGGAUUUAGUUUUGAUACAUUUGAUUUUAAGCAAACUGCAGUUAUAUACAGUACCAGUCAAAAGUUUGGACACCUACUCAUUCAA